Messenger RNA from Amborella trichopoda, 1203 nucleotides. RefSeq names its product AmmeMemoRadiSam system protein B. Lineage: Eukaryota; Viridiplantae; Streptophyta; Magnoliopsida; Amborellales; Amborellaceae. The record is from RefSeq and is a predicted model, not a curated record.
UUGAUCUUUAUAAUCUUUGCUUGCAUGUAGGGAGAAAUUUAUCUGGUUUGGGCCCUGAUUCUCCGUCUGAAACUCCAUGGAAAGGGUCCGGAGAGCAACUCAUGCCGGCUCAUGGUACACUGAUAAUGCCCGCAAAUUAGAUGAGGAGCUAGAUGAAUGGCUUAGGGCUACUGGCUUGGUCAAGUCGGCACUUGUUCGGGGUGUAAUUGCUCCGCAUGCUGGCUAUUCAUACUCCGGCCGUUGUGCUGCUUUUGCAUUUGCAAAUAUAGACCCAGAACACGUAUCCCGGGUAUUCCUUCUUGGUCCAUCUCACCAUUAUUACACCCCAAAAUGCGCUCUUUCAAGGGCCACAGUUUACAAGACACCUCUUGGAGAACUGCCAAUUGAUUUGGAAGUCAAUGAAGAGCUAAAGGCGACAGGAAAAUUUGAACUCAUGGAUCUUCAUGUAGAUGAAGCAGAACAUAGCAUGGAGAUGCAUUUACCUUAUCUUGCCAAAGUAUUUCAUGGUCGGCCAGUUAAAAUUGUACCCAUUUUGGUGGGCGCCCUCAGUACCGAAAAUGAAGCCAUUUAUGGGUAUAUGCUCGCGAAGUAUGUUGACGAUCCGAAGAAUUUCUUUAGUGUCUCAUCAGACUUUUGCCAUUGGGGUUCACGAUUCAACUACUGUUAUUAUGAUAAGAAAUAUGGGGCCAUCUACAAGUCAAUAGAGGCAUUGGAUCGGAUGGGUAUGGACAUUAUUGAGACUGGUGAUGCUGAUGCAUUUAAACAGUAUCUGUUGGAAUAUGAUAACACCAUUUGUGGACGCCAUCCUAUUAGUGUCUUCCUUCAUAUGUUGAGGAAUUGCUCCACAAAGGUGAAGAUAAGUUUCAUUCGAUAUGAACAAUCCAGCCAGUGCAAGAGCAUGAGGGACAGCAGCGUAAGCUAUGCCUCUGCAACAGGAAAAGUAGAUGAAUCCAUCCAAAGCUGAAGCCUGAGCUCGCUGGAUGCACUAUAACACUUGGGUGUUUCACUUAACACUGAUUCUUGUCAUGCCAUAUGCAAAUCUUUAAAUAGUCACUAGUUAAGUUAUCAUGUUUAUCGAAACAGAUAUAGGCACCCUUAAGAAUAAUAUGUGAUGCAUGUUCUGAUGGUUAUUAAAAGAUGAUGAGAGAUGGAGAGAGAAAAGAGUUUCUACUCACAAUCACAUUUACCAAGGGUUUCUACUUU